Parnassius mnemosyne (clouded apollo) is the source of this 297-nucleotide messenger RNA. The record is from the annotation of a GenBank genome assembly. Lineage: Eukaryota; Metazoa; Arthropoda; Insecta; Lepidoptera; Papilionidae.
AUGUCGUAUACAAAGCAAACAAACGGGCCUGAAGGGACCAGAUACAACAAAACCAAAUCUGGUUGGUUCGAUUCGUAUACUUUUGAAGAUUGGUUUAAUACCAUAAUCAUCCCAUGGGCAGUGAAAACCACUGAUCCUAAAGUUUUAAUUGGAGACAAUUUAUCGUCACAUAUGAAUAUAAAUAUAAUAACUAAGUGUGAAGAACAUAAUAUCAGAUUUAUCUUUUUGCCACCUAACUCCACUCACCACACUCAACCUCUUGAUGUGGCCUUUUUCGGCCCAUUAAAGCGAGAAUGA